CUCUGCUGUUUUUCAGACCAAGAUGGCUCAUGUCCAGUUCACCGACACAUUGGUUAGGGAAUAUUUAGUAUCAAGGGGAUUUGCUACUGCGUUAAAGAGUUUUGAUUCUGAUGCUAAAGCCAGCAAGGAUCAUGGUUUCCGGGUUGAUAAGAUAAUGGAGAUUCUCAUGUCCAGUGUUCAAAACCUUGAGCUGCAGCAGCUAAGAACAAUGUGGUCUCACUUAGACAAACACAUAUUUAGGCACUUGGAAGCUCAUCAGAUUAUUGCCGCCCGGGACCUGGGUAUCGCGCUGAUGCGGCGGUACGUGGUCCAGGCAGCCUCGUCCACUGAGACGGCCGGCAACCGCAACCGCGACAAGGUCCACGAGUUCUUCGAGAAGAUGGCUCCGGAGAUUCACAACCGACCCGAGUGGCGCGACUGGUUCGCGCUACCAUUCCUGAAGGCGCCCGAGGACCACCCGACGUUCUCCGUCUUCUUCAGUCGCCAGUGGCAGGACACACUCGCCGUGUCGCUCCAUAACUUCCUGGCCAUUGUCUUUCAGUGCAUGCCGCGCCCGACGCUGGCCCAGUACCAGGAGGACUCGGCGCUGAUGCUGCAGUUGCAGCGCGAGAACAUGGACCUGCGCAGCCGGCUGGAGGCGCUGACAGGCGCCGGCGCCGCGCCGCCGCCCGAGCUGCUGCCCGCUCAGCCCAUCAUGGACGACUUUAACGUGGUGGCGCACGAGACGCCCAGCGUGGACAGCUCGUCGUCGUCGAAGCUGCGCUCGCUGAUCGCGCGCUCUAUCGGCUCGACGUCGCCCGGCUCGAGGCGGCGCUCGCCGGGCUCGGUCCGCGCCGGCGCCGGCGGUGCGGCGGCGGCGCGGACGGAGCCGGUGGCGCCCCCGCGCGUGGCCCGCUCCAUCUCGGCUGGCCGGCGCCCGGCGGCAGCGGCGGGGCAGUCCCAGGUCGCCGAGACGCUGCCCGACACCGGCGGCACCGGGCCCGUGCUGCUGGGACAGGAGUCGCUGCUGGGACACCGCUCCGCCAUCACCCAGUGUCGGUUCAACACGGCCGGCACCCUGCUGGCCACGACAGACAUGGACGGCGGCGUGCGCGUCUGGGAGCCGGCCCCGCCGCCCGCCAGGCAGGUGUGCACGAUGCGCUGCCGCUCGCCGGUGCUCUCCUGCUGCUGGCUGAACGGACAGCUGCUGGCCUACGGCUCGGCGUCCGGCGAGGUGCGCCUGCACGACGUCUCCAAACGGCGACAGGUGCUGGAGCUGACCGGCGACGCGCAGCCCGCGCUGCGAGACAGGAGGGUACUGCACCUGGCGGCCGCCAGUCCGUCCAGCUCGCUGCUCUGCUCAGUGACCUCUCGCGCCAGCAGUGGCCCCUCCCGCUCCGACCUGUUCAUCUACGACCUGAAGGCCUCACGACAGGAGUGCACGCUGAGCCUGCCGGCGUGCACGCUGAGCCUGCCGGCCGGAGUCAGCUGCGGCAGCGCCGAGUUCAACCACAACGGCCAGCUGCUGCUGUGCGCCUGCAGCGACGGCCACGUGCGCGUCUACGACGGCCGUAUGGAAGGCUGCAUCAGCGACUGGACGGCGCACACGGGCGCCGCGCUGACCGUCCACCUGUCCCCGGACCAGACGCACAUCUACACCCUGGGCGCGGACAACAAGGCCGAGCCCGGAACGCCCCGCGCCGCUCCCGUCUCCCGCCGUGCUGACCCGCCGUUCAUGUUCCGGUGCAGCUGGUGA
This is a messenger RNA of Amphibalanus amphitrite, 1735 nucleotides long. RefSeq names its product WD repeat-containing protein 91-like. Gene Ontology annotation, biological process: early endosome to late endosome transport. Gene Ontology annotation, cellular component: extrinsic component of endosome membrane; early endosome membrane; late endosome membrane. The transcript has 13 exons. Gene Ontology annotation, molecular function: protein binding; phosphatidylinositol 3-kinase regulator activity. Bases 23 to 1735 code for a protein of 570 amino acids. NCBI's taxonomy places the organism in Eukaryota, Metazoa, Arthropoda, Thecostraca, Balanomorpha, Balanidae. The record is from RefSeq and is a predicted model, not a curated record.